Molecule: messenger RNA, 864 nt
Organism: Seminavis robusta
Lineage: Eukaryota; Bacillariophyta; Bacillariophyceae; Naviculales; Naviculaceae
Source: the annotation of a GenBank genome assembly
CACAUUUUUUCCUUUCCUAAAAUAGAAAAAACAGGGAGCGCGCUGACUGCAUUGGAGACAUCUGCUUGCUAGCUUGGAGCCUCACGCUGGCACGCACUUUUGCACCAUUUCCACAGAACCAAUGCCGACAGACGUUCCUCACAACAAAUAAAUGCCGAAAGAUAAUCGCCAGCUAAAACGUUUGUAUUGACUCUUUGAAAGCAACGAUGGCGGAUCCUUCCCCUUCGGGUCAACUCAAGCACUCCCUGAUGGCAGGGACAACCAAGGUUGAGCUCAUGGAAGGUGAAAACUGGUUUAAUAUGAUGUAUGGGGUAUUUCACGAAGAACGAGGGUCAACAAAUCCUACCAGAGGCGACACUGACAUUUGUUUCGAUGUCCAUGCGUCCUACUGUGUCGUCAAGAAUCACUCGAUGUGCAAUGACCUUUAUCUCAAGAAAGCAGGGCCAGAAAAUGAGGAUCGCGAGUUUCGUCAGGUUCCUCGUCUGCAAAUCCGGAGCUUGUGUCCCAACGACUGCAUCCGUGUGACGUUUCCAGAAGGCGAAGAUCUGUGCAUUGUGCAAGAACAAACCUUGAUCUACCGUCAAGAAGAACGUGGCAGUUCAGGUUAGUUUUAUCAUUUGGUACCGUGACACAAAAGGAAGCUUCCUCUAUUUUCAAAAUGGGGGCGCCUGCCGCUGGUUGUGGAUGGAGAGUUCGUUUGACAUUAUGUCAUUAGAAUUAUGAUACAUAGAUUGGGCAAUAUGUAUUUUAAGUCUAUAGCUUGAGAACAAUGACUUAAACAAAACGACAGAGCAAGAAAUAGCGCCACAACCAGAACCUAGAUUGUUCAAUAAGGACCAACUCGUCCGAGCAACCAUGAUGCCU